GCUGCUACAGUCAGCACACAUCCCUGUCUGGUCAUGUUCCCUUCCAAGUCCACUGCUAUGGCACUAGCGAUUCUUCAGGACUGGUGUGGGUGGAUGGGUGUCAAUGCCCAGCGCUCACUGCUCAUCCUGGGCAUCCCUGAUGACUGUGAGGAAGAAGAAUUCCAGGAGGCUGUGCAGGCUUCCCUCAGGCCCCUGGGCAUGUACCGAGUGCUUGGCAAGGUCUUCAGAAAGGAGAUUGGGGCAAAGGUCGCUUUGGUUGAAUUCGCUGAUAAUUUAAACCAAAGUUUGAUCCCCCAACAAAUACCAAAUGAGAGGGGGCCCUGGACUGUGAUCUUCCUGCCUCGGGUGCCUGAUAUAGAGUCACAGGAUACAUUCAAUUUCCCUGCACAGGCUCAUGGGCAAGCUUUGGAAGGGGCUUCAGGUGGGGCAGGGGCUUCAGGUGGGGCAGGGGCUUCAGGUGGGGCAGGGGCUUCAGGUGGGGCAGGGGCUUCAGGUGGGGCAGGGGCUUCAGGUGGGGCAGGGGCUUCAGGUGGGGCAGGGGCUUCAGGUGGGGCAGGGGCUUCAGGAGCUAUAGGUUGGGCAGGAGCUGCAGGUGAGGUAGGAGCUGCAGGAGAAGGAGGCGUUUUAGAGGCAGGAGCAGGUGAUGAUGGGUCUGCAGGUGAAGAGGGGUCUGCAGGUGAUGAGGAAUCUGUGGGUGAUGAAGGGUCUGGGAGUGAUGAGGGGUCUGCAGGGGAUGUAGGAUCUGUGGAUGAUGGUGGGGCUGUGGGUGAAGCAGGAGCUAUAGGUGAGGAUGAGGCAGGAGCUGCAGGUGAGGCAAGAAUGUCAGAUGAAGAGGGAGCUGCAGGUGACAUGGGAGUUGCAGGCAUUAUAGGAGCUGUGGGGUUGGCAGGAGCUGCAGGUGAGGCAGGAGGUUUGGGUGAAGAAGGGGCCUUUGAUGUGGCAGGAGGGGCUCAUGGAGCUGGAGCCUGGACCCAGCAGUGGAGCCAAGCCCUGCAGCCCAUCCUGGAAAACAUGGCCUACCAGGAACUGAGACACUUCUCUGGGAUGGAAGAGCCUGGCUGUGGGGGUCAGUCUUUUGAAAGCUGGCUGGACCAUGCCAAUGACAUGCUAUACCUGUGGCGCCACAUAUCUGAGAGGGAGAGGAGGCGGCGGCUGGUGGAGAGCUUGGGGGGCCCUGCCCUGGAUCUCCUGUGUGAGCUUCUGGAAGAGAACCCAGAUACUCCAGCACAGGACUGCCUGGCCGCACUGGUGCAGGUGUUUGGCAACAAGGAUACUGUGAUGACUGCGAGGCUGAAGUUCCUGACUUGCUCCCAGCGGCCUCAGGAAACCCUCUUUGCUUAUGUGAUGCGCCUAGAAGGUCUGCUGCAGAUGGCCAUAGAGAAGGGGGCCAUCCAGCCUGCAAUGGUAGAUCAGGCGAGGGCAAGGCAGGUGCUGAUGCGGGCCCGGCCUAACCAGAUGCUGCAGAACAACCUGAGGAGGAUGCGGUUAGAGAGGAGGCCACCUGGCUUUGUGGGGCUGCUCAGGCUUGUCCGGGAGACUGAAGCAUGGGAGGCAGCUCUGGCUGAAAAUGCAGUGGCCCGAGUGGUGGAAGGGGUGGAAAUGCAUGGUGGAGAGCUGGAUGUAGCCCAAGCUGCUCUUGUGGGUGUUGGGGGUGCUGAGCCUGCCCCUGAUGUUAGAGAGUCGUUCCCAGCCAGUGAAGAUGCUGGCCAGGCUGCUGCUGCUGUUCUUGAGCAAGCUGCUGAGGACACUCCUUAUAGUGAUGGUGACACAAAGGAAGGUCCUGACUCUGAUGAGUCAAAGGUCUUUCCUGUCACCCAGAGAGAUGAAAAUGUGUCUGCCCCUGCUGGCUCAGGCCAGGCAGGGCUCACCGAAGGCCCUGGUAUGCCUGCCAGCUUGGCCUAUGCAGGAGAGCAAGAAGUAGAGCAGAAUGUACCAGAGGGGCUGAAGGAAGAGUCAGAAAAUGAGUAUGGGGCAUGGGAAGCUAGUCACCCCAAAUCCUUCUUUGGAAAAUAGGCUCAGAAGGUUCAGGGGCUUCCUCCUACCUCAGGCAGCUAAGACCUAGAGGCAGGCAAUGUAAGCCCAAGGCCUGUGCUUUACUCCAAAGGUACACAACGGCCCAGAAAAGGUUUUGCUCAGCCUUAAACCAGCCCCCUCUUUCAAAUCCCCAAGGGGUCCUGGCAACCACAAUCACCUCCCAUUUGAGUUAUCCAGGUGACCACAUUUGUCACCAAGUGAAGGAGGGAGAGGUACCCUUUCCCAUGACAGUGUCUCCUCCAGAUCUAAUCCUAAACUUUUCUGGCUUGGCUUGCCUGAAACACAUUUCUGAGGUCCAAGGCUCAAAAUUAAGGAUGUGGCCUGAGAAUCCACCUGUUCUAGACUGGAAGAUGUGGGAAAGAGGCCAUCCUAACACUUUCAGCUAUUUUGUUCUCCCAGCACAGGCAACCCACCUCCUCACAUUUGCAGUCUCUAGGCAGGUUGCUUUCUGCCAUGGGGGGUUCACCCUUAUCUGUCUGCCUCAUAGUGACCUAGCUGUCCAGAGUAUUCACCUUCACACACAAUCCCUCAUCCAUUGGUUUUUGGUAAAGCCAUGAAAUACAUUAACCUGGGAAAGUGGAAGUUCAGACUACCUGGUCAACCACUUCCACAG
Cricetulus griseus (Chinese hamster) is the source of this 2647-nucleotide messenger RNA. Lineage: Eukaryota; Metazoa; Chordata; Mammalia; Rodentia; Cricetidae. The record is from RefSeq and is a predicted model, not a curated record.